This is a messenger RNA of Rhinocladiella mackenziei CBS 650.93, 1803 nucleotides long. RefSeq lists its product as uncharacterized. The record is from RefSeq and is a predicted model, not a curated record. Bases 1 to 1803 code for a protein of 600 amino acids. The transcript has a single exon. NCBI's taxonomy places the organism in Eukaryota, Fungi, Ascomycota, Eurotiomycetes, Chaetothyriales, Herpotrichiellaceae.
AUGGACGGCGUGCCGACAAGCCCUGUUGUCCAAGAAGCCGUGCGCGAUAACGUGGCCACGUUUCAAGCUCUGUCUCGCACAAGAUUUGAGCAAGUCCAAAAAGUCAUAAAAUUCAUCCAGACGGACCCGUGCAACAAAGAUUUAUCUGAAAAAUUGGGGUAUGUCUAUGCGUUUGCUAUACAAGAAGGAGAGGAUUGUUACGUCAAAGUGGGGUACUCUACGGACGAAGGACAGCGAGCUUUAGCAGCUCGCAAAUGUGUGCAUGAUUACAGCGAGCUCUACAACACGAACAAGUUCAAAUGGUCAUUCAAAUGCGAACAAAUCGUCCAUCGCAUCCAUGCCGAGUCUUGUCACCCUAGACGAAACUGCGAAUGCAGUGCAAAUGUGGAAGCCCACUGGGAAUGGUUCAAGCUAGACGUUUCAUCGAUCGUAUCAACGAUCAGCCUUGUCAGAAAUUGGAUGUCACGAGAUCCGUACGAAGUCUAUACGAAGAUGAUAACUAAAAACAAUAGUCCGCAGAAGGAGGAGCGCUCAGCUCGACUUAAGGCUGAAUGGGUGGCCGCAUUGGACAUCUUUCAAAAGAGCCAGAAGACUUCACAACCCAUGGAUUGGGCCGAAUUCUUCGGCGCUGGCGUGCAGACACGAUCGAACCCUAAGACACUACAGCAAAGCCCGGGCAUUCUCAAGUCGUCUUGGUCGAGUCCUCCUCCUAUUAUCCAACUCACCAUUAACAAUACACCCCCAAAACAUAGAUAUAUUUCAAGAAGCGGAAAUUCAUUGGCAAGACGAUUACUAUUGAAAUCAUCUACGAGUUCACCUUCAACCCCCCAGCCAUCCACUAAGUUCAAAUCUGAGAGGCAACACUCCUCCACUCCUCGAAUGAAGUCUGAUGGACCAAAGACCGCGCCUCCAACAGCUCUGACAACACGCUCACAGCAGGAAUCCAACAGUUCAACCCCAUCGAGGACUCCCCGACACCUCGACACUGAAUCUUCCCCGUUUUCAUUAGACACGCCCACCAAGUCAACGAACCUCCGGAGAUUUAGUGGUCUAAGGGGGAAAAAUAAGAAAAGCCUCUAUGAUUUGGGGGCUAAUCACCACACCAAGCCACUAGAAGACGACGUCGAGGCUGAUACUCUUACUGAUCCCGGAGAGACGUCUACGACUGACAGUGUCAUAUCCGAUGAGGAGGAUGCCUUACAGGGCAAACCAGAAUCUGAAUCUCAAGAAGAGGAUCAUUUCACAAAUACUACGAGUACACGAUCCUCGUGGACGACAGAUGAAGACUCCGGACCCAUCCAAGGCGAAGAGAACGGCAUCGUAUCCCCAUCCAGUGUAGCAACACCAAGGGACGAACUCACAAGUGUUGUGAGCAGCCUAAGCAUCAACGACGACAUUCUUCCAUCAGAAGCGGCAUCAGAACCAAGACCGAGAAGAUCACCCAGACUAGCUGCCUUUCGUGCGCGGAAGAGCAUCGAAGAGAUCACAGAAUCCGAGCACUCUUCUGCUCUACCUCUACCAAACACCGUUCCUCGAACAAGUCGCAGGGGUCAUAACCGUCGUGCAAGCGUUGAACCCUCGAAAGGAGACCCCGAUGAACUCUGCGCCAGCAGAUCACAGCACCCAUCUUCGAGCCCCUUCACCGAUCGGCCUCGAGGCAAAACAAAUACAAAACCUGCUACAAGUCCAAACCUCAACUUCCUUCAACCGCCCUCGUCUCGGCAUCAACGUCGGGCUUCAGCCCCCGUCAAGAUCAAUGUAACAGAACCGCCUGAUGAAGCUGGUUCUAAUCAGUCACCGUAG